CUGGAAGAAGACGCUGGCAGCUAGCCGCUAGCCCCCGGUGCUACAGCAGGCUUGUUGUGUCUCUCCCCGGUCGACAUGGUGCUCGUUGGAUCGCUACGAAAAGAGCUAGCGGACUCGCUUUCGACAUGCAAAGUCCUGGUGGUGGGAGCCGGUGGCAUCGGUUGCGAGCUGCUGAAGAACCUGGUUCUCACCGGCUUCAAAAACAUCGAAGUGAUCGACUUGGACACAAUUGACGUCAGCAACCUCAACCGCCAGUUCCUUUUUCAGAAGAAGCAUGUCGGGAAGUCCAAAGCACAGGUGGCUAAGGAGAGUGCCUUAACCUUCUGCCCCACUGCGAACAUCACGGCCUACCACGACAGCAUCAUGAAUCCUGACUACAACGUGGAGUUUUUCAGGCAGUUCAUGCUGGUAAUGAACGCCCUGGACAACAGAGCUGCACGGAAUCACGUGAACCGCAUGUGUUUGGCGGCAGACAUUCCUCUGAUAGAGAGCGGCACGGCAGGGUACCUGGGGCAGGUCACUGUCAUCAAGAAGGGAUUGACCGAAUGCUACGAGUGCCAACCAAAGCCCACCCAGAAGACCUUCCCAGGAUGCACCAUUAGAAACACACCGUCAGAGCCCAUCCACUGCAUUGUCUGGGCCAAAUACCUCUUCAAUCAGCUUUUCGGAGAAGAAGAUGCAGAUCAAGAAGUAUCACCGGACACAGCUGAUCCAGAAGCUGCAUGGAACCCAGAAGACACGGCAGCACGGGCCACUGCCUCAGAAAAGGACGGCGACAUCAAGCGUGUCUCCACCAAAGAGUGGGCUCGGUCCACCGGGUACGACCCGGUCAAACUUUUUAACAAGCUUUUCAAGGACGACAUCAUGUACCUGCUGACGAUGGACAAGCUGUGGAAGAAGAGGAAAGCUCCGACGCCGCUGGACUGGCACCAGCUGGAGAGCGCUGCAUGUCCCCAAGAAGUGGCCCCAGUGUCUGGUCUGAAGGACCAGCAGGUUCUCAGCGUGUGGGGACUCUGCCAGCUCUUCCAGAGAAGCGUGGAGACCCUUCGCUCCCUGCUGCAGGCCAAGGGGGACGGGGCUGAGCUGGUGUGGGACAAGGACGACCCUCCAGCCAUGGACUUUGUCACGGCGGCAGCAAACCUGCGCAUGCACAUCUUCAGCAUGAAUAUGAAGAGUCGCUUUGAUGUGAAGUCAAUGGCUGGAAACAUCAUCCCGGCUAUCGCCACGACCAACGCCGUCAUCGCCGGACUCAUCGUGCUGGAGGGCCUGAAGAUCCUCUCAGGGGAGGUGGAGUCGUGCCGCACUAUUUUCCUCAACAAAUGUCCAAAUCUGAGGAAGAAGCUAUUGAUACCUUGCGUUCUGGACCCGCCCAGCGCCAACUGCUUUGUCUGCGCCAGCAAGCCAGAAGUUACCGUCAAGGUCAACGUGGACAAAACCACUGUCCUCUGUCUGCAGGACCGGAUCCUGAAAGAGAGGUUCGGAAUGGUGGCUCCAGAUGUUCAGAUAGAGGAUGGGAAAGGAACCAUCCUCAUCUCCUCAGAGGAAGGAGAGACAGAAGCCAACAACAGUAAAUUCCUGUCGGACUUUGGCAUCCGCAACGGCAGCCAACUGCAGGCGGAUGACUUCCUCCAGGACUACACGCUCCUCAUCAACGUCCUGCACACUGAGGACCUGGAGAGGGACGUGGAGUUUGAGGUGGUCGGUGAAGCCCCAGACAAAGCCCCGCCUCCUCAGAGCAACCAGGAAGAAGCCAACAACAUCACCAAUGGAAACAAGGACUCCGCCCAGCCAUCUACCUCUGCCAAAGCUCCGACGGACGACGACAUCAUGAUUGUGGACUCUGACGAGGAGAACGGAGAAGCGUCCAGCUCUGCGGUGGCGACCAGCGGCACCAAGAGGAAGCACUCGGAAGCAGAUGGUGUGGAAACCGUCAAACGUCCUCGUGUAGAACAAUCAGACGCAGCAGCUGACAACGAUGAUGAUGACAUCAUAGCGCUGGACUAACCCCCCUCACCCCUGUUCCCCUGAAAACGGACAGUCGACUUCAGUAAAACCUCUAGAAUGAAGAACUGUUUCCCCCACAGGCUAGUUUUCUCGGUACCCUCCGCUUCUGCUCGUUUUGCUGUAAAUAGAUCUGACACAAAGACCCUGUUCAGCUUUUUUUAUUAUUAUUUCUGGUCUCUAUAAAGUGCUUUUCAUGAUGUCAAAUCUAGUGCUUUUGUAUUUUUUAUAAAUCUAUUUGUCAAGUUAUGUCAGUGGAGGGGUUCUGUUCACAGGUCCAAUGGUGGGUGGGGGUCCGGUGUCGUCCAUAAUGCUGUUGCGGGGGUACGGACUACGAGACUUCUGCGCCCUCAGGUGGUUAGGAUCAGUUCUGCCACGCUCCGUUACGGUUGCAUCUCUUCAUCGCUGUGUGAAGCUUUGUUCUACAGGCUGAUCUGAAGUGAAGCACAAUUUACUGACUGGCUCUGUGGUGUUUGAAUGUAAACAGGCUGAUUUAGGUCCAAAAGCAGUGAUGGGAAAAGAACCUCAGAUGUAGACCGACACCUCACUCAUCUGUAACGUCAUUUCAAACGCAUCUAACAUUUGAGACCUUUGGACCAAUGUAGUGAAGAUAAUAAAUGGAAAUAA
Molecule: messenger RNA, 2628 nt
Organism: Synchiropus splendidus (mandarinfish)
Lineage: Eukaryota; Metazoa; Chordata; Actinopteri; Syngnathiformes; Callionymidae
Gene: uba2
Product: ubiquitin-like modifier activating enzyme 2
Exons: 17
Coding region: 76-2004 (642 amino acids)
Biological process (GO): protein sumoylation
Cellular component (GO): cytoplasm; SUMO activating enzyme complex
Molecular function (GO): SUMO activating enzyme activity
Source: RefSeq, a predicted model, not a curated record